Messenger RNA from Nothobranchius furzeri (turquoise killifish), 3845 nucleotides. It is a transcript of the gene rtn4rl1b, whose product is annotated as reticulon 4 receptor-like 1b. Gene Ontology annotation, molecular function: signaling receptor activity; protein binding. Gene Ontology annotation, cellular component: extracellular matrix. NCBI's taxonomy places the organism in Eukaryota, Metazoa, Chordata, Actinopteri, Cyprinodontiformes, Nothobranchiidae. The record is from RefSeq and is a predicted model, not a curated record.
CCCUGAACGCACAGCAAUCUGAUCCAUAGGAUGGAACACAAGCAGAGCUCUUAGACAAGCUCUCUGAAUUAAAGGAGUGGAGGGGAGCUGAAAAGCUGGAUUUGAAAGAAACAUACUGCAUUAGGGUUUUAGGAUGAUUUCACGAGUCUGCGUUUCUAAUCCGAAAUCAGCGAAGGAAUGUGAAUCAAAAUAACGUAUGUUGAUUAGAAAUUUAAACAAACAUGAUGAGCUUUGCGUCUUUGGAUGACAGGUAGAAUACGAGCGCGUGACCACCUGAUCUCAAACAUCUGAUUUUUUUUUUAUAUUUGGCAAUUCACCUGCCGCCAGAACUGAUCUGAAGUCUGUGUGGUCAUCCAGGUCUGAAAGGAGUUGACUGCUGAAGAGCACAGUCGGACCGCUGCGCGCGCACACACUGGAGUUAUUAUUUUGGACUGGGAGGAUGCUCCACCACACUGAGACCGAUCUUUCUCAUUUCUAAGGCUCGACAAAAGGCGUGAGAGACUUUUGUGAGAAAAAUAUUAUCAUCAUUAAUCAUAUCUGACCGUCAAAUUGUCGACAAUCUGCAGCAAAGGGCACGGGAAUCCAGAGGAGUGACAGCUGACAUCCUCAUGACACACGCUACAAAAGAAGGAGCUCCUGGUCAACUUGAAAAGUGAAGCGCAAGUUUUAAGGCUGGAAUAUCCGAUUAGAUGAUUCGCGCUGGACACAGGACGAAAUACACUUAGACCUACAAGAUGUUCAAAAGGGGCUCUGGGCUGGAGUUCCUGCUGUUUCUCUGUGGGCUCAAGUUUUCCUGGUCCUGCCCGCGUGACUGCAUCUGCUACUCUGCACCUAGCACCGUCUCUUGCCAAGCCCACAACUUCCUGACGAUCCCCGACGGCAUUCCACCCGACAGUGAACGCAUCUUCUUACAGAACAACAAAAUCCAUCGCCUGCUACGAGGCCACUUCAGCCCCAACACCAUCAAGCUCUGGAUCUACUCCAACAACAUCACCUACAUAGAGCCAUCCACCUUCCAUGGCUUCACGCUGCUGGAGGAGCUGGACCUGGGAGACAACCGCCACCUGCGCUCCUUGGCUGAGGACACCUUUCGUGGUCUGAGACGACUUAAUGCUCUACAUCUUUACCGCUGUGGUCUCACUUCACUUCCUAAUGACAUCUUUCGAGGCCUCAGAAAUCUACAAUAUCUCUAUCUGCAAGAUAACCAUCUGAAGUUCCUGCAGAAUAACACCUUUAUGGAUCUCCACAACCUCAGCCACCUGUUCCUGCAUGGAAACCGUCUUUGGAACCUCCAGCAGGACACCUUCAGAGGUCUCCAAGCCUUGGACCGUUUGCUUUUACACAAAAACCAGAUACAAUGGGUCCACCGUUUGGCCUUCCACGACCUGAAAAGUCUCACCAUGCUCUACUUGUUUAACAACUCCCUUGUAGAGCUGCCCGGGCAGUGUCUGGACACGCUGCCUUCUCUGGAAUACCUACGGCUUAACGACAAUCCCUGGUCAUGUGACUGCAAGGCCCUGUCGCUAUGGGAAUGGCUGAAGCAUUUCCGAGGCUCGACAUCCUCAGUGGGUUGCCAAGCUCCGAUUAAUAUGGUUGGGAAAGACCUCAAAGAGCUACGCAAGGAGGACUUCUCCAACUGUUCGCCAACUGUUUCUGAGUCCAGAGCUCAGACGAACAAUUUAUCUGGCACAGUGAAUCCAUCUAUGAAUCGAGGAGUAGCCGUGGGCUCUGGAGGGCACACCCACGUCGUGCACCCCUCGAGGCCCGGGCCUCCGAAAAACUGCACAAAGCCUCGCAACAGAGAGGGCAAGAAGAAAGGUGAUAAUGAGGUCCAUCAUUCAAAGGAGGUCAUGGCAGACAAGGAGGACUCCUUCCCAGACUUCUCAGAGGGGGGAAAACACGACCACACAUCUCCAGAUGGCACAGUCACUCGAAGAAAGCAGAAGUGCUCUCCUCGGACCACUGUUCGCCCCCCUAGUGGGGUCCAGCAAGCCAACAAUAAAGCACCCUUAUCGAAGUCUUUACAAGUCCAAGCCCUCUUUGUGGCCUUGAUACUGACACAUAUUGAUCACAUCCUCCAUUGACCUUCGGAAGGUUAAACAGAUGCUAAUCAGAACAAAAGCACAGCCGUCAGAACUUCUCUUGCUCCUGCACAACAAGGCCUGUGUCUUUUACGUGUGUGUGUGGGUGUGUGUGUGAUGACGUGUGUAAAUGUUCUUGUGGGGAGCUUUAUUGUUCAAACUGAAAUAGAUAUCAAAGCAUCAAUCAUCUAUGAGAGAAAGAUUCAGAGCACAAAAAUCAGAGAGACUGAGAAGAACAGAAGGUGAAUGCGGAAUAAGCUUGCACUGCCAGCGCCAGUACGAUUUCAUCACCACGCAUCUCGUGUCUUAUACUUUUGAUAACUUUUUGUUUAACUCAGCUGGAGCUUAGAUAACCAAAGUUUGAAAAAAAUGACAGGGCGUCAAAAGACAUGACAGCUAAAGAAAGGUAAAAGGUAGACGAUUUUGUGUUUGUGAAUUGUACAUUCAACGGUAUUAACGGAAGGCUGAUGAACAGGAAAAAGCCUCCAGGUUGAGUCUCACUCUUUGUUCCAGAUGUUGUUCCAUCACCAUGAGCAAAGGAGAGUAAAUUUGCCAGCAAGUUGUCAGACAGCAUAAAACAGAUGGCUCUACUUCAGAGUAAAGACGGAUUUUUAUCACCAUAAAAGGGACAUUCAUUAAAAUUUACACCGAACAUGAAGCCGUAACAGGUCAUAAACUCUACUCCCUACAUACACUUUUAUUUUCAGUUACUCCAUCUUCAGCCUACACAUUUUUUCUCCUCCUCUCAUCUCCAUUUAUGUUCUCUGCAGCUAAAGAUUAAGCAGCUAAUUGAUUCAAAGAUUUGCCAUUUCGUUAUUUUCACCUGCUUUGAAACCGAUGUGCAUCCGUGGGGAAUCAAGCUGUGAAUAAUGAGAAGUCUGUCUAUAUCUUGUGUCAGACGUUGUUCAAGUUUUUUCUACGACACACAGUGGACCUAGGGACACGCCCCUGCUGCAGGGGCCAACUGGAGCCUUGGAGGUCAUGGGUUAAACGGAGAUUUCUCCGUUUCACGGCGAGUUCGUGCUGAACUGCUCCCUCUUCGGCAAGGACAUCUCCCCCCUCGUUCUCCUUGUGAACGUGGAGAUCAAAUUUUUUGUCUUAAGUACUAAAACUUUAAAGGUACACAAGAACAGAACCCCUGCAAAAAAUGUACCUUGAAACACUCUUGUGGUUAAUAAUCGAUCAAAGGAAUGAUUUGAACUGAUCUAGGCUACCUGGGAUUAUGAGGAAACCUGCUUCUUCCUUAACGGGUGUGAUUGUUCACAGAUGUGAGGAUCCAAAAAGAAGACAAGCGCCUCAGAAGUCAUGAAAUGUAGACUUUUAGAGAAUUACGAGACAUCUUGUUCUUCUGGAGCUGUUGUGCCUCCCGCAAAUACACACUGAUUUGAUGGCGUUUGUAUCGAUGACUGAACUGUAGGAUGGAGACAAGGGGACAUCCUGCAGUGCUAAUAUUAAUCGAUUACUGUAUUCAUAUGGGGAAACAAUAUCAGUGGCAUCAAUGAUAACAGGGUUUUCAGCUCUUCUCGUCAAGAGGAGCGUGCCAGUUUAUGAUUUUUCAGUUGAUUUGUUGAUUUUUCAUGUUAUAUUUUCAUAAAUGCCGUUUUUGUUAACACACACCCCUCUUCUUUGUUCCGCUACAUGACCCAUCUGUUCUUUCUUUGUCAUAAUUAAAUUGUUCAGUAAGUUAACAUCAUCAUCCAAAAAAAAAAACAGCUGCACAACAUUGUUUAUUUAUUUAUAUUAAAAUCUAUAUCUUCUUAUGUC